Messenger RNA from Propithecus coquereli (Coquerel's sifaka), 417 nucleotides. RefSeq names its product cystatin 11 (gene CST11). Gene Ontology annotation, cellular component: sperm flagellum; nucleus; sperm head. Bases 1 to 417 code for a protein of 138 amino acids. Gene Ontology annotation, biological process: defense response to Gram-negative bacterium. Gene Ontology annotation, molecular function: cysteine-type endopeptidase inhibitor activity. The record is from RefSeq and is a predicted model, not a curated record. The transcript is spliced from 3 exons. Lineage: Eukaryota; Metazoa; Chordata; Mammalia; Primates; Indriidae.
AUGAUGGCCAGGCCCUGGCAGGCCCCACGGCCCCUGCUGGCCAUUGUGGUGACUCUGGUGGCCCUCACCUACCAAGCAGGGAAGAAAACCUUUAUAAGUAUCCAGGAAGUGCCCGCAGAUGCUAACUACGUGAAGGACACCUUGCAAUUUGUCAUGGACAAGUAUAACGAGGAAAGUGAUGACAAGUACAAUUUCAGGAUCUUCCGAAUCCUGAAGAUUCAGAAGCAGAUAACUGAUCAUAUGGAGUAUCACUUUAACUUGGAGAUUCGGCGGACCACCUGCCAAAAGCUAGAGACGACCAACUGUGCCCCCCAGGAAGGGGAGCUUCGCAAGCAAGUCAUGUGCAACUUCUCAGUGUUUGCUGCACCCUGGUUUGAAAAGUACAAAAUUCAGAAAAAAAACUGCAUCAGUAGCUAG